ACUGUUGACAACAUCAGAACAUUGUCUCAAUUAGGCUGAUUGUGCACGAGCGCAUGUGCACGUGUGCGUGUACGCGUGUGUAUGAACACAGAGAGAGAGAUAGAAGGGAGAGCCGGGAUACAUGGAGACAGAGGGAGGGAUCAGCUCUACUGACAAAUAAGAACCAGCUGACAGUUGUUUUCAUGAGACAAUAUAGGCCUGUAUGCUGUGAAAUACACCAGUGUGCUUAGAUACAUCAGGAUCAUCGAAAUAUUACAGGAUUUGCACAAAAAUGGGAAUACUCCAAUCAGGCGUUACCCCAUAGAUCUAUUUUAGUUUGAUUUUUUCCUCUUUUCAUUGGCUUAUUACUGGUUGGAGGGAAUCGGUGUGAGUGCACCGUACUUACGCAACAGCGAGCAUCACUCGGCAGCGGGUUCGCGAGGAAAGGACGAAAUUAAAGCAGGCAUUUUUGUAUUCCAUUUUUGUCUAAUCCCACUGAUUUCUGAAGGGAUUACCGGACCAAUCAUGACUAAGAGACCGCUGGCUCGCCUGACACUGCUCGGACUGGGACCUCUGAGUGGGAACACAACCUAGGAUGUGGAGGAAUCUUGUUUGAUUUCAUUAUUUUUUUUAUCAUCCGGUGGGGACAGUUGCUUGUUGUUCUUGCUUAUGUUGUUAACCGACCUGAUUCAUGCAGCCAUAUCUGCACGGUUGGUGCAGGUUUUUUAUUUUUGUUUUUUUUAACAUGGAAGGCAACUUUAAUUUGUGCAGUUCAACCAGAAUUUAUGUCAACUUUUUCAUAAUGGACAACACUGGAAUUGUGUUUUAAAGUCCUCACGAAAUAUCCAGAAUCUGUCUGGACUCUUUUGUGCAUGACCGGCUCAUGGAGGAAGAGAAAGACUCUGAAAAUAUCCCUACGAAAUCCAGUUCCCCUUCACCUACCGGGAUUCCCAUCAACUGGGGGCUCAUCACAGGCCCGGUCCCUGAGCCCAUUUUCCCAGCGCCCUCUUUAAACACCUCACUCCCUCCCUCUCAGAGUUCAGCCGUGCAUUCACUACAGACCAAGGUGAAGUCGCUCACACAGAGGAGGGCAAGAGGUAGGGACAGGGACAGAGACAGGUUGGACCCAGAGGUGUCAGUGAGCAGUCCAGUUGGGCAGAUUUCCUCUGAAGUCCUCCUCAGACAGAGACCCAGAGCUAAAGGUCAGCUACCUCUGCCUGCUUCUGCAUGGCGAUCGGGUGCAGCAAAGGUCUUAAGCAGUAGUGAUGAAGAGGAGGAAGUCGAAGUGCUGGUGAGGUUGGAGAUCCACAGUCCUCCGGCUGAAGCACAAACAGAGCCGGGUGGAGAGGAAGAGAAGUCGGAAAAAGAUGAGGGCCAGGCCGGUUUCCAGACAGGGCAGCCUUGUGGGCUUAACGAGGGCACCAGUCUGGAGAGUCUUCUGUCUGACAACUCAAGCAGUAGCAAGGAUGACCCAUCCACUCCUCCUCCUCCACCUGUGCUCUCCUGCACUCCUGCUGCCACCUCUACUUCUACAGCACCUACAACUUCUUCCUCGACGGCUUCAUCCUCAACCCGACACUGGGCCCCUCCAAAGGGCUUCUGGAGAGUAGCACGUCCAGAAACCCUGCUUCUCAAUGGGGUCGGCCCUCACAACAUACACUCCACUUUACCUUUGAAGGACUACACUCAGAUCGACAGACUGGCAGAGCCUCAGAGGAAGGCUAAAGCGGCCGAAACAGGCAACAGGAAUGACAUGGGAACUGUGGCGGAUGACUGCGAAGCAUCCUCAGAAAUUAAACACUCGGAUAGCGUGGAGUGCUACCUGGACAGGUGUGAGCAGAAGGAGGCAGAUAUGGCUGAUCCCAGCAAAGAGCUGUGCAGUUCAGACAGCUGGGAAAGCAUGUGUUCACAAAGUGGAGCACCCAGUGCUGAUGAGAGACUGAAGGUGAAGGAACGGGCUUAUGCAAAGUUAAGGGAAAGACAACAAAACUGCAGAGAGGAGAGAGAACAGCAUGGAGGAGAGAGUGCUGGUUAUUAUGGAGACACAACCUAUAGAGCGGAGCAUAAAGGUGCCCACGGUGUUCUGGACAGCUCAGACUCAGUCAUUCUUGCUCAGGAACUUGAACCCUAUUUAAGGUCACUACUUGUAAUCAGUGAUGAACUACCUCUAAGCCCAAGACAUGAGCAGGCCAAACGUCUUCUGGAGCGAGCAAGGCUCAAAGCUCGCUCCAGUCAUGUUAGAGGUGAUCGACCGUGCAGACGCUCUCAUUCUGAUCAGAGAUCCACUGUGAAGAAGCAGCAAGUUGAAUCUCCCAGUCCCACAACAGUGCAGAAAGCUGUUCAAACCAAAGAAGACCUUCUGACUCAAGCUGCAUCUGGGCCCCUCCUGGUCCCAACUCAAAGAGACACUUCUCCUAGUGACUCCGGAGGUCGAUCUAGACGGUAUGGUUGUUCGCCCACUCGUGUACGUUUUGAGGACGAAUCAGAGAAAGAUGCAGAGUCUCGCUAUUUGGAUAGAGUGAGGCAACGUGGAAGGCCUGGGAUGCCCAAGUCUAAGAGUAAAGAAAGCAACACAGAUUCUAGCAGUAGUGGCUCAGAGAGGAGCAGAAGCCACAGAAGUGUCUCUAUGCCACCUUCACAGAAGCAGGAAGAUGUGAGUGUUAGUGUCGAAACCACAACAGUCGUUAAAGAGAUAAUAGUGCUGGUGAAGAAAUGUGAGGCAUGUGGUUCUGUAGUCAGGGAACCUCAGCCAGUCUCCUCCCCAUCAGAUCCACAAAAUACUGAGCCACUGCUGUCUGGAAACCCUGAAGAACCCCGAGGGAAAGCUACUCCCCGAUCAAACAAACCAGAAGCAAGUACUCGUCCCAAAGCUCCUCUGACUGUCACCUUUGCUGGUGCUUACGUGCUGGGUGAAAAUAAAGAAAGUAGCACAGGGUGGAAGUCAUCAGGGUUUGGGAAACUUAGGAGAAGGAGCAGGAAAGGAGAAAGUCGGUUAGAGUCUGGACACGGUCCCUAUGGUCCGUCAUGGGCUCAGCGGCGUAACUCUAAUCCUAGGAACAGGGUCAACCUGAGUAGAGCUGUUUCAUUUGCUCCUGGGAGCCCUAUUGCUUUGGAGCCUCGUUUGCUGGAGGCAUCAGGUGGACUAAGGGAAUCACCACCUCCAUCGCUGCCUAUCAAAUCAGCCCUGAAGUCGAGCUCAAGAAAUCGCUCUGUGGCAGGUUCCACGGUUCAGUUCCAGGUGACCUCAAAUCAGGGUGGAGAGAGCGGAUCUCAGUCCCUCCUGGACUCUCCAGAGACAAGACGGGAGUCUCCGGUGUCUUCAAUCCAGGGGGUGCCUGCAACUAGCAGCCCAGUGCCCUGUAUCAGGCCUUCCACUCUGAGGUACUCCACAGCAAGACUCCCCUCAGACCUGCCAGCUGCUGAACUGUGGGACGCCACUCCAGAUGGAACAGCAGGUCUAAGUGGAGAUGCGGGUCCUGGUUCAGACUCUCGGGCUCUGCGUGGCCUGGCGAUGUCUCGUGCUGAAGAUCUCAGAGCAGAACUGUUGAGAGCUGAACAUCUGAAAGCUGAGGCGAUGUGGGAGGAAAACUCUGAUGGGUCUAGAAAAAUGGAUGGACGGCCUAAGCUCUUCCUGCGUCGCUUCUUUUCCUCCAUUGGUCUGAACAGCGUUGGUCGACUUGUGAAAGGAGCUCGCUCCAGUAGUAUGGAACAGCUCAGUAUCCCCACAGCCCCCCGGGCGAGUUCAGCUUCACCGAGCCCCACACGCAGACCUCAGCCCACCAUCCGCAUACAGAGGACACCCUCACUGCAGACCCUGCACACAGUGCUGCCACUGGCCCAGCUGCGUAAAGCCUCCUCUGUGCAGAGUUUAGAGAGAAGAACAGAGCGUUCAACAAUACUUGGAGAGGUGCAGAUACCGUAUGGCCUGGCACCCAGCCCUGAUAGUCCUCAGCUCGACCUCCACAGAGCACUGAGUGUUGAAGAUGUACUUGCCUCUAGAAUGGUGCGUCCUGUGGGUCGGGUCACACAGGCUUUUCCUGAUGGGACUCUCCUCCUGGAGCUCAUCAAACCCCCAAAUGGUCCUUUUGGUUUUGUUAUUUCAAGGGGAAAAGGUCGACCAGACACAGGCGUGUAUGUUGAAAAAGUGGGUGAUGGUAGUGGUGAAGGCCCGUACGUCGGCCUCCUUGGCAUUGGGGAUGAAAUUCUGCAGGUGAACGGAGAAGCAGUGGCUGGACUCAGUCUGGACCAAGUGACUCGGCUCAUGACCCGGGAAAGCACUGCUUCCCUUCGGAUCAUGCCGGCCCGACGCAUUCAGCGCUGACUGACAGGACAGACAUGGCACAUCGCCCCCGAUCUUGGACAGUAACUGACCACUACAAACACAGCGGAUUGACUGUACCAUAUAGAUGUGACAUAGUCCGUGUAUAUUACGGUGCAGCUUCACAUACAUUUACAUGGAAUAUCAGGGUUAGAGGUUAAUUUCUCAUAAUGCAAACCAAUGCUAGACAAUGUGCCACUGCAACGACUGCAAUAGCAAAAACUACAAAACCAAACAAAUACAGCAGCACCAAUGACUAUGCUAGUUAGAAACUCAGAUUAUUUAUUAUAAUUCUAAUCAGUAGUUAAGAGUAGAAUGAUUUAAAUCCAGCACAAUGUGUUUCUGUGCAUGGGUUUGUAUUUUAGGACUAUAUUUAGAUGAAUAGGGACAGAUUUAUACAACUCCAUUGUUUUUUCAUUAUAUCACACAGCAUCCCAAAUUCUACUUAACUGUGUACAGAUCCAUUAAUAUUAUAUAUUUUUCAGACGAUUGAUGAUCUGUAGGCCACAUUUUAGCAUGUGCAUUCCUCACUAAUUCAAAUUAACAAAUACUUAUCUUGUAUUUUUUCGAUGGAACACAGUCUGCACGGUCCCUUCAGCGUAUGCCUGUGCUGUAUCACCUGUUCUGUCAUGAACAUGAUUGAUGCCCGUUUGCUUCUAAAUAAAAAUAUUUUAUUUUGUCAACCUUU
This is a messenger RNA of Acanthochromis polyacanthus (spiny chromis), 4985 nucleotides long. RefSeq lists its product as uncharacterized. Lineage: Eukaryota; Metazoa; Chordata; Actinopteri; Pomacentridae. Gene Ontology annotation, cellular component: cell cortex; apical plasma membrane; nucleus. The record is from RefSeq and is a predicted model, not a curated record. The transcript has 10 exons. Bases 863 to 4300 code for a protein of 1145 amino acids. Gene Ontology annotation, biological process: regulation of cellular localization; establishment or maintenance of cell polarity; centrosome cycle. Gene Ontology annotation, molecular function: protein kinase C binding.